This is a messenger RNA of Nicotiana attenuata, 1477 nucleotides long. Its product is annotated as DDRGK domain-containing protein 1. The record is from RefSeq and is a predicted model, not a curated record. NCBI's taxonomy places the organism in Eukaryota, Viridiplantae, Streptophyta, Magnoliopsida, Solanales, Solanaceae. The transcript has 10 exons. The coding region runs from base 163 to 1059 and encodes 298 amino acids.
GACCCGAGUUCUUAUUCAUCAUUUCGGCCCGCCAAUUUCUGUUUCAUCCACGUCCAUCGAACCGUCAGACGAUCGUCUCGAGAAUUUCUUUUUUCUUCUCUUUCUCCGGCGACCGCCGGCAAUCCCUUUCUCAGACAGGAUACUGCGCUAACUAUUGAAAAAAUGGAGGACAUGUUGGUAGCGAUUCUGUCGAUGCUUCUGGUUUUAGCAUUAGUUCCACUUUAUCUGUGGAGGCGCCGCCAAAAUUUUGAGUCUUCCAGGGAACAUGAAGAUGAAGCUCAGGUUGAGCAGAGGGAAGCUGUAAUAAGAGCCACUGGUACGCGUCGAAUGCGUCGAAGACCAGCUUCUUCAGCUGCUAGCACAUCUUCGGCUGCAGCCACUAUAGAUGAACUGGGUGAUGACAGUGAUGAUGAAGCUGCUGGAGAUGGAUAUUAUACUGCAAAAUCAUCAAAGAAAAAGGAAAAGAAACGUCAAGAGCGGGAAGCACAAAGACAGGCUGAAGAAGCUUCUCGGGAAUCGAAACAAACAAAGCAAAGUCGCUAUGACGAAAUCAGAAGGAGAAAGGAGGAGGAGCGUGAAGCUAAAGAGCGUGCACUGGAAGAAGAAGCCAAGGCUCGACAGGCCAAAGAGGAAGAAGCUGCUGCUUUAGAGUUUGAGAAAUGGAAAGGUGAAAUUUCAGUUGAUGCUGAAGGAACAACUGAAAAUGAGAUACAAGAUGGAAGCCAGGGUCUGCUUUUUGAUUUUGUCGAAUACAUUAAGAAACAUAAAUGUGUGCCAUUGGAGGAUCUUGCUGCAGAAUUCAAGCUAAGAACUCAGGAGUGUAUCAAUCGGAUCAACUCUCUGGAAGAAAUGGGGCGACUCUCUGGUGUCAUGGAUGACAGAGGGAAAUAUAUAUAUAUCUCAUUAGAAGAAAUGAAAGCCGUGGCUGACUAUAUUAGACGUGAAGGUAGGGUCAGUAUCUCACACCUAGCUAGCAAGUCUAAUCAAUUCAUAGACUUGGAACCAAAAGUAGAGUUGGUUGAGGAUAUAGGCAGCAUCGAGGAAGCCACUGUUGCCUGAUCUUAAUAUACGUUUCUUUCUCCUUCCUUUCUCCCUUUUCUGUCUCUUCAAUUCCAGGUAAAUGGUGGUUAAUAAAUUCCGAACUUGAGGAUUCCAAGACACUUCCUGAAAAUUUGCUGCUCAGAAAGCUUUGUCAUUGGCGGGGUAUAACCACCUCUUGUUUGCGAGUAUAUUGUUGGGGCUUCUCCUAUGGAUGUAUAUAAGUAGAUAAUUAGUUUACUAAAAGGACUUUUUUGGCAAUCUCCUCCCAGCCGGGCUAAGUUUUGAAGAACAAUUUGACCUAUAGUAGCAAAUCAAACAUGUCAUGGAACUAUGUCUACAAUUUUAGAGACCCGGUUGGGAAAGUAGGGUCUUUUUCUUAUUUUUUAAUUAAAAAUAACAACUAUUUCUUAAUAUAGACUAUAAUUUAUUUAAGAAA